UUGGACGCCCCCCAAGUCGAAUGUCACAAUUUUUGAAAAGUUUCUUAACCUCUAAACUUAUAACAUAACUUAUAUCAUAAAGAUGUUAAAAAAUAUAAUAAAUAAACAAAUUUUAAGAUCUGCUACUCCAAUACGAAUGGCAACAGCUACUUUAAAGUAUUUUCCACCUCCACCAAAUUAUGACCAUAUUGUUUUGCCCGAACGGCCCAAACUAAAAUUUAUGGACAAAGUUCCUCAGUAUCCCCCAAAUAUACGGCCGCCAAAAAUGCAAAAGCGAUUACGAUAUAUGAGAGGUCCCGAAGAAAUUCAUAACACACUACAGCAUAAGCAAUACGGAAUAAUUGCAUUGUGUGGAGGUCGUUUAAAAUGGGGACACUUUGAAAUGGUACGAUUAACAUUAGGUCGACAUAUCGAUACAAAUCGAAUGUUUUUAACUUGGAGAGUUGAUGCACCUUGGCAGCCAAUUACCAAACAAGGGCAAGGACAACGAAUGGGCGGUGGUAAAGGUGCAAUUGAUCAUUAUGUAACACCUGUUAAAGCUGGACGAGUUAUUGUUGAAUUAGGUGGUAAAUGUGAAUUUGCUGAAGUUAAAGGGUUCCUAAAAGAAGUAGCUGAUAAAUUACCGUUUAAAGCCGAAGCUGUUUCUCAGGAAUUAAUGGAAACCAGAAAAGCACACGAAGAACAAUUAGAAAAAGAAAAUCUUAAUAGGUAUACAAUGAAGUAUGUUAUUCGAAAUAAUAUGGGUGGUUGCCACAAUUGGUUAUCACCUGUUGAUCAUAAAUGGUUCGGAAAAUAUACAUAAUAUUUAUGUAGAUAAAACUAUUAUUUUUGAA
Messenger RNA from Chrysoperla carnea, 833 nucleotides. RefSeq names its product 39S ribosomal protein L16, mitochondrial (gene mRpL16). The record is from RefSeq and is a predicted model, not a curated record. The transcript is spliced from 4 exons. NCBI's taxonomy places the organism in Eukaryota, Metazoa, Arthropoda, Insecta, Neuroptera, Chrysopidae. Gene Ontology annotation, cellular component: ribosome; mitochondrial large ribosomal subunit. Gene Ontology annotation, molecular function: structural constituent of ribosome; rRNA binding. Gene Ontology annotation, biological process: mitochondrial translation. The coding region runs from base 83 to 802 and encodes 239 amino acids.